GAGGAAAUGUGUGGGUGGGGAGGGGUAAUGGGUGAGGGGCCCAGGUUCCUGACAGUCUACACCCAGGGAACGAAGAGCAAGCGCCAUGUUGAAGCCACCAUUGCCACUCAGAUCCCUCUUAUUCCUGCAGCUGCCUCUGCUGGGGGUGGGGCUGAACUUGACGGGCCCCAUGCCCAAUGGGAAUGAAGACAUCACAGCUGAUUUCUUCCUGACCGCUACACCCCCUGGGACCCUCAGCGUUUCCACCCUGCCCCUCCCAGAGGUCCAGUGUUUUGUGUUCAAUGUUGAGUACAUGAAUUGCACUUGGAACAGCAGCUCUGAGCCCCAGCCCACCAACCUGACUCUGCACUACUGGUACAAGAAGUCCAGUGAUGAUAAAGUCCAGGAGUGUGGCCACUAUCUGUUCUCCGGAGAGACCACUGCGGGCUGUUGGCUGCAAAAGGAGGAGAUCCAUCUCUACGAAACAUUUGUUGUCCAGCUCCAGGACCCACGGGAGCCCAGGAGGCAGUCCAUACAGACGCUAAAACUGCAGAAUCUGGUGAUCCCCUGGGCUCCGGAGAACCUGACCCUUCGCAACCUGAGCGAAUCGCAGCUAGAACUGAGCUGGAGCAACAGACACUUGGACCACUGUUUGGAGCACCUUGUGCAGUACCGGAGUGACUGGGACCGCAGCUGGACUGAACAAUCAGUGGACCACCGAAAUAGCUUCUCUCUGCCUAGCGUGGAUGGGCAGAAAGUCUACACAUUCCGUGUCCGGAGCCGCUAUAACCCACUCUGUGGAAGCGCUCAGCGCUGGAGUGAAUGGAGCCGCCCUAUCCACUGGGGCAGCAAUACUUCCAAGGAGAAUUCUGUGUUUGCUUUGCAAGCUGUGUUUAUCCCCCUUGUCUCCAUGGGAUUGAUUAUUGCCCUUAUCUUUGUGUACUGCUACCUGGAACGGAUAUUGCCCCGCAUUCCUACCCUCAAGAACCUCGAGGAUCUGGUCACCGAAUACCACGGGAACUUUUCGGCCUGGAGCGGAGUGUCCAAGGGCCUGGCGGAGAGUUUGCAGCCAGACUACAGUGAAUGGCUCUGCUACGUCAGUGAGAUUCCCCCCAAAGGAGGGGCUCCAGGGGAGGGGCCUGGGGGCUCCCCCUGCAGCCAGCAUAGCCCCUACUGGGCUCCCCCAUGCUACACCCUGAAACCUGAAACUGGAGCCCUGAUACCCUGAUAGAACCCCAGAGCCCUGUAGUCCUAAAUUGUACUAACUUCCCCUCUAACCAGCCUGGGUCCCAUGCUCACCUCGCCCCCCUGUGGCUGAUUCUGAAUUUUAUGCCCCCUAUAACUUCCCUCCCCCUCCACGCCCCCCCCCAUUCAAUAUCUCCUAUCGUCCAAUUGCCCCUUUGCCCUGAGCACGCGGCUCAUCUUCCCAGAUCCAGCCCCUCCUCCUCCUCGCAGGAUUAUUUCUCCCGCAGUCCCUCCGUCCUUCCCUCCCUCCUUCCAUCUACCCUUCAAUUAUGCUCCAAGCAAUGAGAAAUAAAGCUUCUGUUGAUGAUCGU
Molecule: messenger RNA, 1535 nt
Organism: Leptonychotes weddellii (Weddell seal)
Lineage: Eukaryota; Metazoa; Chordata; Mammalia; Carnivora; Phocidae
Gene: IL2RG
Product: interleukin 2 receptor subunit gamma
Biological process (GO): cytokine-mediated signaling pathway
Cellular component (GO): membrane; external side of plasma membrane
Molecular function (GO): protein binding; cytokine receptor activity
Source: RefSeq, a predicted model, not a curated record